CCAGGCAGCAGGCAUCGCUGUAAUUCUUGUCACAACCUCACUGCCUAUUUCAUGGAAGUGCAUGCAAGGGCUGACUCGUCCCCGGGCCGCGAGGGUGUCCAGAGAGUAGUGGGCGAGCCCAGCCUGCCUUUCCUGGGCACCCUCGAUCGCUGAAACACUCCUGGCGCCUUUGCGCAAAAGUGUUUGGGUAAGGUCAGGUGGUCAGUCACAUGAGUGAUUUAAAGUUGUUACCUAGGGAGAGAAAUGGGGAACUCAACGACUGGCUUUCAGAGGUGGGCUGGAAACUACAAAACUGAGCUUCCUGGGAAUGUCUUUUAGGCUAACAGGAAGUGGAGCGUCACCGAAAGGGAGGGGCGUCCACUUGGGGACUGUCCCCUGCUCCAGGCGCUCACUUUGCGGGCGGCGCUUUUUCCCGGGUAUCAUUCCACCGAAUGGGGCAGGGUCGUUGCAAGCCGCUUGAUUUAGAAAAAAGAAAAACAGAUAGGAGCAAGCGAGACGCCCCUUCCAUUUUAGGAUAACCAGGCUGCUAGCAAAUAAAUCGCCUGGUCCCACUGCAAUCUUCUGCACUGAAGUGCCCAGAGAGCCUGUUCUGAUCAAUUGCUCAAGCCACAAAGAAAUUUUUUUAAAAGUUAUGAAACAAUGAGGUGUUGUCACAUCUGCAAACUUCCCGGGAGAGUCAUGGGGAUCCGAGUGCUUCGUUUCUCUUUGGUGGUCAUCCUUGUGUUAUUACUGGUAGCUGGGGCUUUGACCACUUUGCUUCCCAAUAUCAAAGAAGACAAGAUGCUCAUGUUGCGUAGGGAAAUGAAAUCCCAGGGCAAGUCCACCCUGGACUCCUUUACUCUCAUAAUGCAGACGUAUAACAGAACAGAUCUCUUAUUGAGGCUUUUAAAUCAUUAUCAAGCAGUACCACACCUGCACAAAGUGAUUGUGGUAUGGAACAAUAUUGGGGAGAAGGUACCAGAUGAGUUAUGGAAUUCUCUAGGGCCUCACCCUGUCCCUGUGAUCUUCAAAGUACAAACGGCAAACAAGAUGAGAAACCGACUUCAGGUCUUUUCUGAAGUGGAAACCAAUGCGGUGUUAAUGGUGGACGAUGACACUCUCAUUAGUGCCCAGGACCUUGAUUUUGCCUUCUCCGUUUGGCAGCAAUUUCCAGAACAAAUUGUCGGGUUUGUUCCUAGAAAGCAUGUUUCUACAUCAGGUAUCUACAGUUAUGGCGGUUUUGAACUACAGACAGCAGGGUUUGGAAAUGGUGACCAGUAUUCCAUGGUGCUGAUUGGAGCCUCAUUCUUCAAUAGCAAAUAUCUUGACCUUUUUCAAAGACAACCUGCGGUAGUCCAUGCUUUGAUAGAUGAAACUCAAAACUGUGAUGAUAUUGUCAUGAAUUUUAUCGUUGCCAAGCACACUGGAAAGACUUCAGGGAUAUUUGUGAAACCGGUAAACAUGGGCAAUCUGGAAAAGGAAACUAACGGUGGCUAUUCUGGAAUGUGGCAUCGAGCUGAACACUUUCUUCAGAGGUCUUACUGUCUAAAUAAGCUUGUUAGUAUCUAUGACGGCAUGCCCUUAAAGUACUCCAACAUUAUGGUUUCCCAGUUUGGUUUUCCAUAUGCCAAUCACAAAAGUAAAAUGUGAAAGGAAAACAAAAACAAACCUGAAAACUGCUUGGUAUUUGUGUAACUUUUUCAUGCUAUGUAUUUUGUUUUGUAAAGCAACAUCAUGAACUUUUAUCUACUCCAGAAGUCUACAGUAGCAAAAAUGAGUAAAUGCUUCUAGGAUAUGAAAUUCACAUUGACUUCAAAAACCAAGAAGCUGGUCUUAUCCAGAUAGACCUUCUUGUGAAGAGUUUUCAUCUAAGGAUAUAAAGCCUUGAUCAGCAAUUUUAUAGUUUACAUCCUAAGACUGUUUUGCAAUGUCUUUGACUCCUGGCAUUUGCCUUAAAGACCUUCUAUAGCAAGGUGUUCCAGGAUCAAACACCUACGGUUGGCUUUUCCACUAAAGGUUCAUUGUUUUAAUGUGAAGCCUGAAAUGCCUCUUUGGCAAAAGCCAUGUGAGGAGGGAAUAGUGUUAAUCCCAUAAAAGCAGAAGGAAAAUUUGUGGUUACCAGUGUUUCCCUCAUGGCCCUUCUAGCUGGCUCUUCAAGGAAUACCAUAGCCAGCAUGGUUUUGAUACAGUCAUCAGUGCUUUUAUUUUGUUGAUCAACCUGUUGUAAUGCGGAGGGAUAAUUUAGUAGCUAAAGGACAUGUAGUUGUUUGCUUGAUUUUUGUGAACAUUUACUGCAUGGAUCCACAUCACAUACACACUCACAAAUGCAACCUAUAUGCAACAAGGAAUAAUAUGUUACUAGAUUCAGACAGUAUAUUUUCUCUCUGAAUCUGACCUUGAGAAUGUACAUUAAUUCUUUAUACUUUACAUAAAGUAUCUGUUGUCUAAGAAACAUGUAUUUAAAAACUUUUCUGAAAGAAUGAUUUAAUUAGACACUGGCAGAAAUUAAAACCCUUAGUAUCAAAAUAGCUUUAUUGUUAGAGCAUAAGGUUAUCUCAUGGACACUAAAGAAUUGUGUGUAUAUUAAACACAAAGUCAAACACU
Messenger RNA from Tupaia belangeri chinensis (Chinese tree shrew), 2583 nucleotides. RefSeq names its product exostosin like glycosyltransferase 2 (gene EXTL2). The record is from RefSeq and is a predicted model, not a curated record. Lineage: Eukaryota; Metazoa; Chordata; Mammalia; Scandentia; Tupaiidae. The coding region runs from base 640 to 1629 and encodes 329 amino acids. Gene Ontology annotation, molecular function: glycosyltransferase activity. The transcript is spliced from 5 exons. Gene Ontology annotation, cellular component: membrane.